Molecule: messenger RNA, 1596 nt
Organism: Cryptomeria japonica (Japanese cedar)
Lineage: Eukaryota; Viridiplantae; Streptophyta; Pinopsida; Cupressales; Cupressaceae
Product: wall-associated receptor kinase 2-like
Exons: 4
Coding region: 1-1596 (531 amino acids)
Biological process (GO): cell surface receptor signaling pathway; protein phosphorylation
Cellular component (GO): plasma membrane
Molecular function (GO): calcium ion binding; polysaccharide binding; protein serine/threonine kinase activity
Source: RefSeq, a predicted model, not a curated record
AUGCAUUGCAGAGUUGUAGCUCGCUUUCUAAUUUGUAUCUGUUUUGUGGGCUUUACUACUGCAAAAUGUGUUCCCGAAAAGUGUGGUUCCAUGAAUGUGAGUUACCCUUUCUGGAUUCACAAGCCUCAUUGUGGACACCCACGUUUUCAGAUCACAUGCACAGAGGACAAGUAUUCUUGGAUGCUAGCUCCAUACUUUACCACCUUUCGAGAUAAUUCUACUGGUUUUCGAGGAGAUUUUACAGAUGUGGUUUUUGAUCAGAGCUCUUCGAAGAUUAUGGAUAUCGAUUAUGAGGGUCACCUUAUCAUAAAUUCUUCUUUGAUCAAGGCAUCUUCUUGUAAUGAUGAUCCAAACAACGGUGGGAGAAACUACUUUGAGCUACCUUCGGUGGGCCUUUCACUCUUUCCAAGUCCAAUGGGCGGAGGUCUGUUUCGAUUGCCCAACUACGAUGGUGGCAGGUUCUGUGGCUUCUCCAAUAUAAUGGACCCUUCCACUUUCACCAUCGUCGACAAUGAAACCAACCUAUUUUGGAGAAGAGGCAAACAGCCUUAUUAUGGUAUCCGUCUUAACUGGGGUUUCGGGGAAAAGGAUUGUGCCAUGGCUAAAGAAACGACGGAUUAUUCUUGUGCAUCCAAUGCAGAAUGCCUUGACUCGCCUUCAGGAAAAGGGCACGUAUGCAAAUGUCUCCCUGGAUAUGAAGGAAAUGGUUACUCCAAUGGCACUGAUUGCACAGAUAUCAAAGAUCCUAAUGACAAUGAUGAUGAAUCUUCAGAUAUAAACGAAUGCAAUACAAACCGGAGUAUGUGCGUUGGAGUAGAGCAAGGGGGACUAUGCUUUAAUUUGGUAGGUUCCUACAACUGUUCAUGUACAAAUGGUUAUGUGGGAGAUGACUUUACAAAUGGGACAGGAUGCAAGUCCACAAAUUCAAAUAGCCUAGUCUUUCCUGCAAUCACAGGUAACAAAAUAUUUAAUAUAUUGCGCGUGAGCCGUCUCGUCGUUUGUGGUUGUCUCUCUAGCAGCGUCUCUUUUGGUUUGGAGUCUAAAGAAACGCCACUUAAAACUUGUGGAGGCCAAGUACUAUCAGCUGUUGCAGCGACACAUAGUACUCUUGUGGCCAUUAAAAAGUCCAAACAAGCUUUAAAUCUGGAGGAUGACCAUGAGUUGCUUAAUGAAGUUACAAUUCUCUCCCAAAUAAAUCACAGAAAUAUAGUGAAAUUGUUCGGGUGCUGCAUCCAAACUAAAUUCCCUUUGUUGGUAUCUGAAUUUGUUCCCAAUGGAACACUCUUUCAACAUUUACACUCCAAAGAGGGGUCUUUGCCUUGGGCGUCACGUCUGCAAAUUGCAAUUGAGACAGGGGAGGCUUUGGCAUACCUACAUUCUGGAGCAUCCCAACCCAUUUUCCACCGGGAUGUAAAAUCAUCUAAUAUUCUUUUGAAUGAGAAACUCUCUCCCAAAGUUGCAGACUUUGGGAUUUCUCGUCUCAUCUCAGCUUCCAAUAACACACAUGUCACCACAUAUAAUAUAAAGGGCACAUGGGGUUAUUUAGAUCCUGACUACUUCCAAGUUCCAAACAUAUCAACUCACCGAAAAAAGUGA